CCUGCUCGGGCUACAUGCGCCAGGCCCUGGAUGAGUCGGCUGCGGGGGUCUUUACCAACUCGGAGAUCCUGUGGCAGCAGAUCAAGCACGCCAGCAUGCAUACCGGAGAUCGUGUGUGGCGCUUCCCAUUGUGGAAAUAUUACAGCAAGGCCGUGCGUGCCGGGGGACGAAGCGAUGUGCAGAACUAUGGCAUUGACCAAGGUGGACGUCCCAGCAAGGCCGCUGCCUUUCUCCGUGAGUAUGUGCCCUGUGGCCAGUGGAUGCAUAUUGAUGCCACAAAUGUUAUGGUGACAAAGGGCUUCGAAUACGAGUAUCUGCGCAAGGGAAUGGCCGCCCGACCCGAACACUGGUGGAGUUUAUUGAUCUGACGAUUUGCAAGGAUACGGCCCCACGUUUGGCCAAGUAAUCAAUCUCUAACGGGAAUCCAAUGUUAUAUAUAUUUUUUACUGUGUUUUUUGACGAUGCCACACACGAACA
This is a messenger RNA of Drosophila persimilis, 477 nucleotides long. Its product is annotated as cytosol aminopeptidase-like. Gene Ontology annotation, biological process: proteolysis. The record is from RefSeq and is a predicted model, not a curated record. Gene Ontology annotation, molecular function: manganese ion binding; metalloaminopeptidase activity. Lineage: Eukaryota; Metazoa; Arthropoda; Insecta; Diptera; Drosophilidae. Gene Ontology annotation, cellular component: cytoplasm. The coding region runs from base 15 to 368 and encodes 117 amino acids. The transcript is spliced from 2 exons.